UGAUGAGAGAGAGAGAGAGAGAGAGAGAGAGAGAUCUGUCUCUAUAGAAAAAAUCAAGGCACGCACGCAUGGAUAGCAAGACAGCAGCUGCAGCUUCGUUGCGCUCUUAUGAGGAUUUCGAGCCCUUCUGCCUCUGGGAGAGAGAGGACGCCCAGGAGACUCUUACCCUACAUCUCCCUGAUUUCAAGAAAGACCAGUUGAAGGUUCAAGUAAACAGUCAGGGUUUACUAAAAAUCUCUGGAGAACGUGCCGUUAGUGAGACAAAACGGAGUCGUUUUAGCAAGGAAACGAGGGUUCCAAAAGACUCUAUUGCAAAUGACAUCCGUGCCAAGUUAGCCCGCGGAGGCUAUCUCCACGUGGUUAUGCCCAAGAAGGUCACCCCAGCACCCGCUCCUCUUGGCUCCAAAACCCAUGAGCACCAGCGAGGCGAAAAUCCAAAGCUUGCGGGAGAAGGAGAUGCGACGGAACCCUCAGGUUGGGUUUGGAGACUGAAAGCCAAAUUGGGUAGAAAUAGCUCUGCUGCAACUGCUAUUGGACUGGGAGGUGUGGCUGUGCUGGCUCUUGCAGCUUAUUUUGCAUACACCUCUGGAUUUUCGCGUGUAGUUGAAGACUAAGUUAGUAAAUUUCAUCAUGCUGUAUAUUUAAAUGCCAAUAAACUUCUUGCUGGAUGUCAGAAAUUUGCUUUAAUUAUUUGUUUGCAUGUGGUUCUAAACCCCACAUAUUGUGAGCAUAGUUGUGGAUUCAUACAAUUCGUCUCAAUCAUAGUAGCAAAUCUAAAACCCACUGAAUCAUUAGAGAA
Molecule: messenger RNA, 799 nt
Organism: Malania oleifera
Lineage: Eukaryota; Viridiplantae; Streptophyta; Magnoliopsida; Santalales; Ximeniaceae
Exons: 2
Coding region: 69-614 (181 amino acids)
Source: RefSeq, a predicted model, not a curated record